Salarias fasciatus (jewelled blenny) is the source of this 5951-nucleotide messenger RNA. RefSeq names its product calmodulin binding transcription activator 1a (gene camta1a). Gene Ontology annotation, molecular function: transcription coregulator activity; double-stranded DNA binding; protein binding. The transcript has 24 exons. Lineage: Eukaryota; Metazoa; Chordata; Actinopteri; Blenniiformes; Blenniidae. Gene Ontology annotation, cellular component: nucleus. Gene Ontology annotation, biological process: regulation of transcription by RNA polymerase II. The record is from RefSeq and is a predicted model, not a curated record. Bases 132 to 5744 code for a protein of 1870 amino acids.
AAUGGUAAGUUCUCCUCGGUCGGACCGACUCGCCGCGUGCUCCUCCGGUCCCUCCUCGUGCUGUCCUCGCCGUGCACGCGCGUGGUACCCACGGUCGUGAGGAGGAGGAGGAUGUUGCGCGUGAAGGGGAAAUGGCUGCCGAAAACAAGCCGGAAGGACUGAAGAAAGUUCGUAAUCCGGAUCGAAUGUACAGAUCAGCAGUGUGUUAUGCUGGCCAUGGUCCACCUAAGAGUAUCAGUGAUGACACAGAGACGAACAAUGAACAUGGACAUUUGAAAAUAUACCUGCCCAAGAAGCUGCUUGAAUGUCUACCAAAAUGCACCUCGCUGCCAAAGGAGAGACACCGGUGGAACACUAAUGAGGAGAUCGCAGCUUACUUGAUAACAUUCGAAAAGCAUGAAGAAUGGCUAACGACAUCCCCUAAAACAAGGCCGCAGAAUGGGUCGAUGAUACUGUACAACAGGAAGAAGGUGAAGUACAGAAAGGAUGGCUACUGCUGGAAGAAGAGGAAAGACGGGAAGACCACACGGGAGGAUCACAUGAAGUUGAAAGUGCAGGGAGUUGAGUGUUUGUAUGGCUGCUACGUCCACUCCUCCAUCAUCCCCACCUUCCAUCGUCGGUGCUACUGGUUGCUCCAGAACCCUGACAUUGUUCUCGUCCACUAUUUGAAUGUCCCAGCCAUCGAGGAUUGUGGGAAACCAUGUGGACCGAUCUUGUGCUCCAUCAAUACAGACAAGAAGGAGUGGGCCAAGUGGACCAAGGAGGAGCUGAUUGGACAGCUCAAGCCCAUGUUUCAUGGCAUCAAGUGGACUUGCAGCAACGGGAACAGCAGCUCUGGCUUCUCAGUGGAGCAGCUAGUGCAACAGAUUCUGGACAGCCACCAAACUAAGCCACCUCCCCGGACUCACAACUGCCUGUGCACAGGCACCCUGGGUGCAGGGAGCAGUGUGCAUCACAAAUGCAACAGCGCCAAACACCGCAUCAUCUCCCCUAAAGUGGACCCGCGGUCCGGAGGUUACAGCAGCGCGCACUCCGAGGUGCAGAACAACGACGUGUCCGAGGGGAAGACUGAGCACACUGCCCAUGGCGGAGGGAAGAGCUCCGGCGGAGGGGGCGCCACCAGGGAGAAACGCAACGGGAAAGUCCACAAGCCCGUCCUGCUGCACCAGAACAGCACGGAGGUGUCCUCCACCAACCAGGUGGAGGUCCCCGACACCACGCAGAACUCCCCGGUCUCCAUCAGCAGCGGCCUCAACAGCGACCCGGACAUGGCGGACAGCCCCGUGGUGACGGGGAUGAGCCACGUGGCCUCCGUCAUGUCCGGCCUCUCCCAGAGCGUUUUCAUGUCCGAGGUCACCGGAGACCCCGUCUACAGCAUGUCUCCCACCGGAGGCCCCAACACUCACCUGAUGGGUGCUGACGCCACUUCGCAGGGCCUGGUGCUGUCUGUGACCUCCGACCGUCACAAGUUUGCCUUCCCCAGUGGCGGAGUUGGGGAGCCUGGGACCACCACGGCGGGAGACAGCCUCGCCAUGCUGUCCACAGCUGGGGUGUCUGAGGAACUGGUGCUGUCCAGCAGUCUGGACUCUGGAACCAUCAAAAUCCCAGAGACCAAUAUGAACUUUGACCCCGACUGCUUCCUGAACAACCCCAAGCAGGGCCAGACCUAUGGAGGCAGCGCCAUGAAGACAGAGGGCAACUCCUCCUCCACCUCCUCCUCCUCUGGUGGCAGCAGCAACACCAACGGCAGCAUGCAGCGCUCCCCCACCAUGACGGACAACGGCUACACCUUCAGCUCGGCUCUGGUGAAGAACAUCAAGACCGAAGACACGUCCUUCGAGCAGCAGCUGGCCAAGGAAAGUGGCUACCAAGUGGGAGUGGUGGUGAACUGUGGCAGCGGAGUGUCUGUGCCAACCGGCGCCGGUUCGGGUCAGGGCAGCCUCAGCCUGUCUGCGUCUGGCUCUCUGCUUCCCUCUGGUGGAGGCCUGAGUCCCAGCACCACCUUGGAGCAGAUGGAUUUCAGCGCCAUUGAUGCCAAGCAAGACUACGCUUCCAGCGCCACCACGGUGAGCUACGGCCAGGCCAUGUCCAGUCCUCACAUGCAGCACCAGAAUCGCUCGCCCAGCUUCUUCCUCCAGGACGCCUCUCAGAACAGCCAGACUCAGCAGGGGAGGCCCGGCAUGGGCCAGAAAACACACAUGAUGGAGCACAACUCCCAUGAUUCUGGAGGUUACAUGGGGCUGCAGGUAGUGAAAACAGACUCACCCGGCACGAACGGCCACCUUCAUCACCAUCAUCAGGCCCAUCAGACCCAGCACAGGGCCAACUGUAACGGAGGCUCACCCACUGAGGGGCCGGGCCAGGCCGGCUCUCUCCAGCUGCUGCAGUACCAGGGAACCUUUCCCGGACUGGGCACUGAGCACGAGGAGGUGGUUGGCCUGGAGCAGGCUGGCAACGUGAAUUCAGGUCAGGCUGGAGCCACAGAGAAUGGAGCUGAAAACCUCCUGAAGACCGGAGAUCACAUUCAGUCGUGCGGGGCGGGAAAUGGCGAGGGAGGAGGAGCAGAGCACUACCUGCAACAGGCCGCCGACGGCAGCGGAGGUGGGACUGGAAGUGGAGGCGAGGGAGUCGUAAUUCAUAACGGAAACAACAACAAUGAUGGCAGCAACCGCAAUCAGCAACAGCAGCAGCUUCAACCUCUCCUGCAAGGCUCAGGCAUGGUCCAGGGCCUCUACAACGCCGUUGGAGCCCACCAAGGCCUGGCCGGGGCAGCCAGUAACGGAGGAGCCGGAGGGACCGGCAUGGAGAUCAGUCUGGAUCACUUUGACAUCUCUUUUGGAAACCAGUUUUCCGACCUCAUCAACGACUUCAUUUCAGUGGACGGCAGUGGAACGGCCAUGUCGGCCGGAGGGGCCCUAUACGCUCACCAGCUGGUCGCCUCGCACAGUUCUGAUAAUCAGAACGCCACUGGCGGGCCCCCGCACCAGGGCCAGGAGGAUGGAGGCGCCAGGGCCUCUGGGUACAGCCCGUCGGAGCUCUGCCUGCAGCCCUGCUGCAGCCCUCAGUCUCUAAGUGGAGCAGCGGCAGCGGGAGGAAACACGGGGGAGGCAGGCUCACUGUCCUACAUGAAUGUAGCGGAGGUGGUUUCUGCAGCUGUAGCCCAGGGGGCUCUCGGGAUGCUGCAGGCCACAGGCCGGCUCUUCAUGGUCACUGACUACUCUCCUGAGUGGUCCUAUCCUGAGGGUGGGGUUAAGGUGCUGAUCACGGGACCCUGGCAGGAGGCCAGUUCCAACUACAGCUGCUUGUUUGACCAGAUAUCAGUUCCAGCGUCUCUCAUCCAGCCUGGGGUGCUCCGAUGCUACUGCCCAGCUCACGAUACAGGCCUGGUGACACUACAGGUGGCCAUCAGCAACCAGAUCAUCUCCAACUCUGUGGUGUUUGAGUACAAGGCCCGCGCUCUGCCUUCACUGCCAUCAUCCCAGCACGACUGGCUCUCUCUGGAUGAUAACCAGUUCAGAAUGUCUAUCUUGGAGCGCUUGGAGCAGAUGGAGAGGAGGAUGGCAGAGAUGGCCAGCCACCAGCAGUCGAGCAGUGCAGGGAGUGGCGGAGCUGGGGGAGGAACAGGGGGAGGAGGAGGAGGAGGAGGAGGCGGCGGCGGCGGUGGAGGAGGAGGAGGAGGAGGUGGGGGCGGCGGAGGAGGAGGAGGAGGCGGAGGAGGAAGCAACAACAGCCAGUCACAGUGUGUGUCUGGCCAGACGCAGGCCAGCAGCUCCUUCGAGAGUCGUGUCGUCGUGGUCUGCGAGAAAAUGAUGAGCAGAGCUUGCUGGGCCAAGUCCAAACAUUUAAUCCACUCCAAGACCUUCAGAGGCAUGACACUCCUUCACCUGGCUGCAGGCCAGGGCUACGCCACCCUCAUCCAGACACUCAUCAAGUGGCGCACCAAGCAUGCUGAUAGUAUUGAUUUGGAGUUAGAAGUGGACCCUCUCAACGUAGAUCACUUCUCCUGCACACCACUGAUGUGGGCCUGUGCACUGGGCCACCUGGAAGCAGCUGUGGUCCUGUAUAAGUGGGACAGACGUGCGCUGGCUAUCCCAGACUCCCUGGGCCGCUUACCCCUGUCAAUCGCCCGCUCGCGUGGCCAUACCAAACUCGCUGAGUGUCUGGAGCAGCUACAGAGGGAAGAGCAGCAGCCUCCAGCGCCUCUACCACCCACAACUCGCAUGUCUUUCUCCCCGGCCCCGGACCCCCCCACCACCGACAGCUGGAUGGUCAGCUGGGCAAACGACAGCGUAGUAGCACCCGGCGGCAAGAAAGGUCCUGCCACCACCACAACCACAUCCAGCACCACCGGCCUCAAUCCAGAUCUGAGAAGGCCCCGGUCGGAGCCCUCCAGCUACUACAGCAGCGAGGGCCAAAGAGACCUCCCGCUAGCUAAGAAACAUAAACCCAACCCAGAACUGUUUCAAACUCGGCCCGACAAGGCUAUGUCUGUUCCGCUGAGCCUGGAGCAGCAGCAGCUCCACAAGCUGUCUUCUAGCACUAAAAGUCUGUCCUCAGAGGGCCUGAGCUCAGACAAAGGCCUGUCCACGGGAGCAGGUGCAGGGCCCAGGUGGACCUCCAGAGACAACUUCUCCAGCAGCAGCUUAGGGAGGAAAGCGCCGGGGAUCAGUGGAGGCAGCAGCCUGGGGAAGGAGAAGCUGGUCAGUCGGCUACGCCAGCGAGAGCAGCUCGGCAUGCUGGUGAUGGCAGACAGAGAAAUGGCCGAGUCUGAACUGCUGUCAUAUCGGGAGGAUGUGGAGAACCAGGACUGUCUCACACAGAUGGAUGACCUGCAGGUGAAUAUGAUGACUCUGGCAGAGCACAUCAUCGAAGCAACGCCAGAGAGAAUCAAACGGGAGAACUUCACCCCUGCAGACUCUGUGCCCUUAGACACAUCUGGUGUCAGCAACACCAUGAACUGGCUGGCCAACUACCUGGGAGACGUGGAACAGCUGCCAAGCAUCAUACAUCUACGAUCUUUGUACAAUGAACCCCUGACCCCAUCAUCCAACCCCAGCCUGAGUCCUGGGGGGUCUCCGCUGAGAGAAGGACCCCUGGAAAGGUCAACGCUCCCUUCCCCCGCCGACUGGAGUGAGUUCAUCAAUGCGUCCAACAGCAAGGUGGAGCGAGACUUGGCCCAGCUGACUCUGUCAGACCCAGAGCAGAGAGAGCUGUACGAGGCCGCCCGUCUAGUUCAAACUGCCUUCCGCAAGUACAAGGGGCGGCCUCUCCGAGAGCAACAGGAGGUAGCUGCUGCUGUUAUACAACGUUGCUACAAGAAAUACAAACAGCUAACAUGGAUAGCCUUGAAGUAUGCACUUUAUAAGAAGAUGACGCAGGCCGCCAUCCUUAUCCAGAGUAAAUUCCGCAGCUAUCACGAACAGAAGAAGUUCCAGCAGAGCAGGAGGGCCGCCGUCCUCAUUCAGCAAUACUACCGCAGCUACAAGGAGUUUGGCAGGCUGAAGCCCCACCACCGCGGGGCUGCUGCCGCCCUUGUGCAGCACAAGCUGAGAGGUAGUCUGCUCACAAAGAGGCAGGAUCAGGCUGCCAGGAAGAUCAUGAGGUUCCUCCGACGCUGCCGCCACAGCCCCUUGAUGGACCAUAGACUGUUCAAGCGGGUGAGUGCAGCCUCAGCAACUCAGGUGAAAGAAUUGAAAAGGGCCAGGGAACAUGAGACCCCUCAGAAGAGCCCCCUCGCGAUGUGACAUCUCUCUCCUGACUCCUCCUUUCUUUUUCUGUUUAAGUUUGUAUCCGAGACAUUUUACAAAGAGAAAAAAAAAAAAAAAACAUCAACGAAAAGCACUGCAAAUUAUUACUACUGCUGCAGUGGUACUGGUUCGAUUAUUAUUAUUACAUCUGCAUUUUUUUCCUCCACAUAUCUUUUCUCUCCACUGACUUGGUCUUUGGUUGGA